AUGGACCCUCUGCGCGCCGACCACGACAUCUUCUUUCCGUUCAGCGAUGCCGGCGCCUCUGGUCCGGCCCCGGCCAUGCCCGCCGCCCACCACGCCCUGCCUCACGACAGCAGCGACGCCCUGUUGCUGCCGCCGCACCUCUUGUCGGCUGACGACGACCUGGAUCCCAUGUUCCUGGACCCAACCUUUCCCAACAACACCGCGGACCUGAGCCACAACUUUGACACCGUCUUCUUCGCCGCCGACCCGGCCCUCCAGCUCGACAUGGACCCGGCCGGCGGCGGCUUCCUCCCCGACGCCCCCGCCCCGGCCGACGACUGGAACCUGGCUAUUGGCGCGACCGAGAUGGCAUCGCCUCCGCCCGGCCCGGCGGCGGCAGCGGUAGCCGCUGGCAAUACCGCCAUCAUUGACGAAUUCUUUGUCAAAAACGGUGCCUACCGCCCGCCCCAGCCCUGCCUGCAGUGCAAGCGCCAGCGCCUGCAGUGCCUGAUUCUGCAGACCACCGACGCCAACCCCAACCCCAUCACCUCGUGCUCCAGCUGCGUUGCCCUCUUCCGCGACUGCAGCCUGGCCGAGCGCGGCAAGCGCCAGGCCUCGAGCUUCGAGACGUCGCGCCCCGUCAUCGGCCAUCUCCACGGCGUCAGCGAGGAGAACGACCUCGGCGACCUCGACGAGGAGCAGCCGCCGACACAGGGUGCCAUCCCGCUCGCCGUCGUCACGGCCAAGCGCGCGAGCACCCGCACGGCCAAGAAGACGCGCGCCUUGGCCCACUGGUUCGCCUCCCACCUCGACCACCCCUACCCCUCCGAGGACCAAAAGGCGGACCUGGCCAGCCAGUCCGGCCUGAGCCGGACACAGGUCAUCAACUGGUUCGCCAACGCCCGUCGCCGGCACAGACUGUCGGCCCAGUCGCCCUACAACAACAGCAGCGGCAGCGCCAAGAUGUUUCGCCACGGCUCGCCCAUGCCGCGCUCCGCCCUCGAUAGCAUGUCGCCCAUGGAGCGUUGGAGGAACUCACCGCCCAAUGACGAGCCUGCGUCUGCCUCGUCGAUUGAACGGGCUCUGAACCGAUCGCCGCUAGAAGCCUCGGACUAUUUUGGCAGCUACGGCAGCGGGAGGGACGGUUCCGCCUCGUCGGCCAGCGGCGACUCUGGCACCUACCGUCGCUGGUCGUUCCACAGGGCGUCCUCGACCAGUUUUGGUGGCUCGGCACAUUCGCAGCAGUCAUCGGGUGACUUUCGAUUUGUGCCCUACUCGGCCAACAACUCGGUCGACGGAGACUCCAUUGGAAACAAGAGCCCGACUGUGGGCACGCGCAGGAAGAACACGACGUUCCAGUGCACCUUUUGCCUGCAAAGCUUCCGCAAGCGAUACGACUGGGUGCGGCACGAGCGGUCCAUCCACCUGCCCGGCCUCGAUUCGUGGAUCUGCCGGGUGCCGCUGCCGCCGGACCAGUCGUUUCUCGUGUGGCGCGUGAACCAGACGCACCCGGAGUGCAUCUUUUGCGGCGCGCCGUCGCCGACGCACGACCACAUCCAGUCGCACGAGUUCCAGACGUGCGCGGAGCGGCCGGCGUCGGAGCGGACGUUUACGCGCAAAGACCACCUGUGGCAGCACCUGCACAAGUUUCAUCACUGCAAGAAGUGGGAGGGUUGGAAGCCGGACCUGGCGCUGCUCCAGCACAAGCAGGACAGGCUGCAGAGCCGGUGCGGCUUCUGCAACGUGACGAUGAGCAGCUGGGAGGAGAGGGCGCAGCACCUGGCCUCGCACUUUCGACGGGGGGCGACGAUGACGGAGUGGUCGGGGGGUCCGGGCAUUCGGUUGCCGUCGGAGGAGAAGGCGAUUGGCAAGGGGAAGAGUGGAUGA
This is a messenger RNA of Cordyceps militaris CM01, 1866 nucleotides long. Its product is annotated as homeobox and C2H2 transcription factor, putative. The record is from RefSeq and is a predicted model, not a curated record. Lineage: Eukaryota; Fungi; Ascomycota; Sordariomycetes; Hypocreales; Cordycipitaceae. The transcript has a single exon. Bases 1 to 1866 code for a protein of 621 amino acids. Gene Ontology annotation, biological process: regulation of DNA-templated transcription. Gene Ontology annotation, molecular function: DNA binding; DNA-binding transcription factor activity, RNA polymerase II-specific.